AUGAGAUUGAGGAUGGAGCUUUGCCCAGCAAAUGAUUCUAGGUUGGUGCAAUGGUGGUCAGAAGCCAGAAAGCUGAUACACAAGCAAACUCGGAAAAGAUUUGACACGUUCGUAAUGCUUAUAUGUUGGACCCUAUGGAAACAGAGGAACGCGAGGGUGUUCGGAUCGGGCCAGAUCAAGAACGAGUGGGAUACGGUGGACAUGAUCUUCGACGACUUGAGGACUUGGGCCACGGCAAGAGCGUUUGGAGAACAACCUGUAUCCGGGUAG
Molecule: messenger RNA, 270 nt
Organism: Triticum turgidum subsp. durum (durum wheat)
Lineage: Eukaryota; Viridiplantae; Streptophyta; Magnoliopsida; Poales; Poaceae
Source: the annotation of a GenBank genome assembly